Messenger RNA from Ambispora leptoticha, 445 nucleotides. Lineage: Eukaryota; Fungi; Glomeromycota; Glomeromycetes; Archaeosporales; Ambisporaceae. The record is from the annotation of a GenBank genome assembly.
AGGCAUAAACGAUGAAAAAAAGAAAAAAGAGUUUCGUGAAGAAUCAUAUUAUUUAGCAUUUAAAAGAUUUAGCAAUAUUUUAUUGCAGAUCAAAGAAUAUACUAAGAGUGUAUCAAAACUCAAAGGAUACAAAAAAUUUUUUCAAGCAAAAGACAUUAAAAAGAAUUUUGAGCAACUAACUUCUGAAUUUGAUAAAUGCUUGAUUGAUCUGCACUUUGCGUUAGAUGUUUCUAACGAAGAAGUUAGGAAAGAAGAAUCUGAAAAAGUUGAUAAGGCUUUAAAAGAAGUUGAAGAAACUCUCAAUCAAAUUGACGAUAAACUUGAUGGAAUAGCUCAAGGCAUAGACCUUAUGAAAUCUGAAAUGACUAAAAAAGGUGAUUUCUAUGCAGAUAGGAUCGAUUCAAGUGAAUUAGGUGACCUCGAGACUCCUAUAUUUAGAGAAAAA